AUGCACUACACUACCUUUGCCGCAGCUGCCCUGCUGGGAACUGCUUCCGCACUUCCUGGCAAGUUCCAGUUUGAGAAGCGCUCUGUCGCUGACUGCGAUGCCACCUACAAUGCUUGCCGCACCAAGUACUUGGCUAACAUGUCUACUUGCGCCUCCGAGUACGCAUCGUGCCUUGGAUACAACCCUUUCACUGCCGCUGCCAGCCAUACUGUACCUUUCCCGCUUGACUCUUCUCACCUCUAUGGUCCCACCGGCUCUGUGUCCAGCAAGAGUGGUGCUAUUGGAAGUGGCGUCAUUGGAACUGGCCCAGUUGGAACUGGCUCUGUGAGCGCUCCUACCAGUUCUUCGGUCGUCGUCAAGUCUACAGCCACACAGGGAGAUGGAAGCACACUCACCAAGACCCACACGAUUCCUGUUGACGUGACCUCAACCAUCACAUCGUUCGUGCCUUGCUCGACUCCGGUCAUGUCGAACAGCGAGACCACAUUCUUCAGCACCUGGUUGACCGUCACAUAUCUUACAACGACUUACCAGACCAUCACAACCAGCUGCGAGACCAUCCACCCUACGUCGACAGAGUCUGCUUCGGUCCAUGUUUCUGCUACAACCCUGCCCGGUAGCACUAUUAUCGGACAGGCUUCUGGCACUUGUGCUGGACCCGAGACAGUUUACGAGACGAUUGUUUCUUACGUGACCAUCUACGGCGAUUCCAAGACUAAGAGCGCAGGCCCUGCCACAAACACUCCUAUCCAGCCCGGCUCUACCCUCAGCUGGUCUCACACGGGCUCUGCUAGCGGUAUGGCCAAGCCUACUGGUUGGGUCAAGCCUUCUGGCUGGGUCAAGCCCUCUGGUUACGCUAAGCCCUCGGGACACUAA
This is a messenger RNA of Aureobasidium uvarum, 876 nucleotides long. NCBI's taxonomy places the organism in Eukaryota, Fungi, Ascomycota, Dothideomycetes, Dothideales, Saccotheciaceae. The record is from the annotation of a GenBank genome assembly.